Messenger RNA from Rhagoletis pomonella (apple maggot), 479 nucleotides. RefSeq lists its product as uncharacterized. NCBI's taxonomy places the organism in Eukaryota, Metazoa, Arthropoda, Insecta, Diptera, Tephritidae. Gene Ontology annotation, cellular component: nucleus. The coding region runs from base 1 to 465 and encodes 154 amino acids. The record is from RefSeq and is a predicted model, not a curated record. The transcript has 3 exons.
AUGAAUACGAAAAGUUUAACAGCGCGCGUAACGCAAAUUCAAAAAAAACAACUAGUCGAGCAUAUGCGGAAAAACCGUACGCUGGCUUGUGGGCAGUUCUCUGGCCCGGAUAGCUCCAAGAGAACUAAGGAAAAGUGGGAAGAAGUUGCUGCGGAUUUAAAUGCAAUCGGGGGAGCCAAUAAAAGUGCUGAGCAGUGGAAAAGAUGUUGGAUUGAUUGGAAGGCGUCCAUAAAGCAAAAAUUUUCCGCAAUCAAAAGGUUUCAAAACCAGACGGGAAACCUUCCAAGCUGUUUAGGACCAGAGCCAUUAGAUAGUUUGGAAGAAGAAGUGGUUAACUUCAUUUUGGUAUCGGAUGUUGUUGAUGGUGAUGCCAAAACUGUGGAGGGUGGAUUCGAUAUACCUCUUGUAAUUAUAAUAUAUAUUCCUUUGAUAAAUUUUUCUCUGAAUAACAAUCUUAAAAUUUAGCCGGCGCUCGACGA